This is a messenger RNA of Dibothriocephalus latus, 375 nucleotides long. The record is from the annotation of a GenBank genome assembly. Lineage: Eukaryota; Metazoa; Platyhelminthes; Cestoda; Diphyllobothriidea; Diphyllobothriidae.
CCCCGACUCAAACUGCACAAUCGAAAUUGGCUUGUCAGCCUUCCCACCGAUGAUGCUCCCUCGAAGGCCUACAAGUCUGUUCCCCUUGCCAGCGCUGAGUUCGCACAUCUUCAGUCGCAGUCUGCUGCUUUUUACUCUCGACUGGCGCAAAUGUUUGACAGCCAGUCGGUGUGCCAGCUGCCAGACUCCUAUCUCCGCCCCGCCUAUCUGAGCUUUGAAUGUCAGAGCUUUAAGCUCUGCCUGCACCGUCUCACAGCACUAGGUGGUACGCGCUUGAGCAGCCUCGGUUUAACUACGUUCCUGUCUAUCCUACAGGCAGCACAGUCCCUCUCCCAUGCUCUGUUCAUGUUUCGACUGGCGCUACCACUGUCUUAG